Sphenostylis stenocarpa is the source of this 1152-nucleotide messenger RNA. The record is from the annotation of a GenBank genome assembly. Lineage: Eukaryota; Viridiplantae; Streptophyta; Magnoliopsida; Fabales; Fabaceae.
AUGGCCAACACUGUUUUUACCCUAUUUUCACUAGUCCUUAUUUGCAUAACAGCAACUCAAGGGAGGAAAACACUUCACCUUAACCAUGAAUUGCUCACAUCCAAUCCAGUUUUUGGUGAUGAUGUUCAUGGUAUCUGCAAAACUAUGGUAGAGACACUAGGUUACACAUGUGAAGAACACAAGGUUACAACAAAGGAUGGCUACAUCCUGAGCCUGCAGAGGAUGCCGACAGGGCGGUCGGGCCAGAAAGCCGACAAGCCGCCGGUGCUAUUGCAACAUGGCAUCUUUAGUGAUGCUUCAACAUGGCUGGUAAAUUCUCCAGAUGAAUCACUGGGAUUUAUCUUAGCAGAUAAUGGGUAUGAUGUGUGGUUUGCCAAUGUUCGUGGGACAAAAUACAGCAACGGGCACACAUCACUUAAUCCUAAUGACCAGGGUUAUUGGGAUUGGUCAUGGGAUGAAUUGGCUGGUUAUGAUCUUCCUGCUUUUGUCCAAUAUGUGUACAACUAUACAGGCCAGAAAAUGCACUAUGCAGGUCAUUCGUUGGGAACCUUGAUGGCUUUAGCUGCUUUCUCUCAAGGACAAGUGUUGAACAUGUUGAGAUCUGCUGCACUGCUUUGCCCAAUUGCUCAUAUGAAUCAGAUUACAUCACUGCUGACAAAAUUUGCAGCUGACACAUUUAUAGCUAAUGACUUGUACUGGUUACGAAUCCAUGAAUUCAAUCCAAACGGCCCAAUGACACUUGUCACAGGUCCAAACUGCUGCCUAAAUUCAUCGAUAACUGAUGUCUCUUCUGAGCCAACAGCAACUAAGAACUUGAUCCAUCUAUCUCAGAUGAUCAGAACAGGAAAAAUAGCAAAAUAUGAUUACGGUGAUGAAGGAGAAAACAUGCAACACUAUGGACAACCAGAUCCUCCUCUGUAUGACAUGACAACAAUUCCAAAAGAAUUCCCUCUUUUUCUCACCUAUGGAGGGCAAGACAUGCUAUCAGAUGUAAAAGAUGUACAACAUUUGCUCAAUGACCUCCAAGAUCAUAAUGCGAACAAGCUUGUCGUACUUUUCAAGGAAGACUAUGCUCAUCUUGAUUUUGUUAGGGCUGUCAACGCUAACCAAAUGAUUUACGAUCCUAUUAUGUCAUUCUACCGGGUUAACUGA